Messenger RNA from Colletotrichum orchidophilum, 1335 nucleotides. RefSeq lists its product as uncharacterized. The record is from RefSeq and is a predicted model, not a curated record. Gene Ontology annotation, cellular component: membrane. Gene Ontology annotation, biological process: transmembrane transport. Bases 1 to 1335 code for a protein of 444 amino acids. Gene Ontology annotation, molecular function: transmembrane transporter activity. Lineage: Eukaryota; Fungi; Ascomycota; Sordariomycetes; Glomerellales; Glomerellaceae. The transcript has 5 exons.
AUGGCCGUAGCGGCCGUUGCUCCGACCCUAGUGAGCGAUACAGCUGAUGUUCUUGGUCGAAGGCCUGUUUACCUGGCUAGCUUGACACUAUAUGCAGCGGCUAAUGUUGGUAUCGCGCUUUCAAAGUCAUAUGCCGCGCUGUUGGGACUCCGAGUAUUACAGGCAUUAUCAAUCUCAGGAACAAUCUCAACUGCGUACGGCGUGAUUACCGAUGUCGCGUCGCCUGCCGAGAGAGGAACUUUUGCCAGCGUAAUGGCGUUCGCAAUCACAAUUGCCCCAAGCUUUGGUCCCAUUCUUAGCGGGAGCAUAUCCUAUGCUGCAGGCUGGACAUGGAUAUUCUGGUUUCUCUCCAUUGCAGCCGGCCUAUGCUUAGCUAUCAUGGUAUUCCUACUCCCAGAGACAUCACGGAAUGUGGUAGGCAACGAUUCGAUACCUCCACCCAAGCUAUUGAGACUACCUUUCCCAAACGUGAUGCGUCACUGGAAGCAAGAAGAGAAGUCAGAAAAAGUCGAGAGAAAGCUUCCCAAUCCUCUCAAGUCCUUAAUGAUUCACACUCGAAGAGACAACAUGGUAAUCGUUCUAGCUUACGGAUUGUAUUAUGUGGUUUACACAUGCAUGAACGCAGCUCUUUCAGUCUUAUUUAUUGAUAUCUACGACCUCAACCAGUGGCAAACAGGCCUAAUAUACCUUCCUUUUGGUCUCGGAGGAACUGCUUCGGCUUUUAUGUCCGGUCCUUUGUUGGAUACGGCGUAUCGUAGGGCAAGAACGCAACGUGGUCUGCCAAGUGAUAGAGUUCUUAGGGACAACCUAGACAUUUCUCCAGUUGAGAAGGCUCGCCUAAGUGUUAUGUGGGCUCCUAUGAUCAUGACAGUCUGUUCCGUCAUGGCAUUUGGCUGGGUCUUACACUUUCAUCUGCAUAUUGCAAUCCCUCUGAGUCUUCAGUUCAUUGCAGGCCUAGCAAUGCAGCUCGAUUCAAGUGUUUACAACGUACUCCUCGUGGACAAGAAUCACCGAACACCAGCAGCUGCUACUGCAUCAAGCAACAUUGUGAGGUGCGCCUUGGCAGCGAUCACAGUGUCCUUUCUGCAACGUCUGAUAGAUUCUUUGGGAAUUGGCUGGACAUUCACAUUCAUGAGCGGCCUAUGUGUUAUAAGUACAGGGCUUUUCUUGGUAGAUUAUUAUCGAGGAACAGUUUGGAGACAGCAAGCUCUCGGUCUGACGAUAUCUCAAGAGGACCACUCAAGGGAUGAAGGGCGAAGUGGAUAUCAGGCAUCAGAUCACGAAAACCCCGUUUCAGGAGCCUUUAUCUGUACUCGCGAGAGGAGCGGGAAUUGA